Messenger RNA from Rotaria sordida, 909 nucleotides. Lineage: Eukaryota; Metazoa; Rotifera; Eurotatoria; Philodinida; Philodinidae. The record is from the annotation of a GenBank genome assembly.
AUGUCUUUCCUCAGAAAUCUUUUUGGUACAGAUUCUGCCCAAGAUAAUCUUCGAAUUAUAAUAACUCGUCAUGGUGAACGUGCUGAUGUAGCAUUAGGACCACAUUGGUUUGCAAGAUUACAAAGCAAUGGUGCUCGUCGAUCUCGAAUAUCAUAUUUAGCACAUCGACCAGAUUAUAAUGAAUGGGAAUUUGAUCCACCAUUAACGAAUCAUGGUGAACGUCAAGGUCAAUUAACUGGUCGAAAAUUACUUAAACUUGGAUAUCCAAUUGAUUAUUGUUAUUCAUCACCUGCUUAUCGAUCAAUACAAACAGCAACUAAAAUUCUUGAAAGUCAAGGACAAAAAGCUGUACCAAUUAAUAUUGAACCUGGUCUAUUCGAAUGUCCGUCAUGGUAUUUCGGUGCACCACUUUCAUUUGUACCACCUGAAUAUUUAGCAAUGGAUAGACAUUUUAAUAUAAAUUCAUCUUAUGCACCAUUUUAUGAUACUGUUAAUGCAACAGAAGAUGAAGGAAAUUAUUAUAAACGUUCACGUCGUCUUAUUGAUGCAAUUGUUAAAUCACAUAAAAAUCAAGGCGGUACUAUUUUAUUAUCUGGACAUGCUGCUUCAAUUGAAGUAAUAACACGUGGUAUGCUUGGUCUUUCUGCACGACCUGAACGUCUUCAAUAUGAAGCUGGUAGGGUUAAUUUUUGUAAUUUUGCUAUUCUUGAACGUGAUGCAAGUACACGUCAAUGGCAUGUACAUUCACCAUUAUCAAACGAAAAUUAUUAUGGUGAAUAUGAACACAUUCAAAAUACAAUACCACUUCAUCAUGCUACUUCACAAUAUAUAGGACGAAAUCAUUCAAGAAGAUCAUCAUUCUAUUCAGGAUUUUAUCCAUAUAGUGACAGAUUGUAUCAUUAUUAUUAA